Pelobates fuscus (common spadefoot toad) is the source of this 7927-nucleotide messenger RNA. RefSeq lists its product as uncharacterized. Bases 17 to 7927 code for a protein of 2636 amino acids. Gene Ontology annotation, molecular function: zinc ion binding; aspartic-type endopeptidase activity; nucleic acid binding. The record is from RefSeq and is a predicted model, not a curated record. Lineage: Eukaryota; Metazoa; Chordata; Amphibia; Anura; Pelobatidae. Gene Ontology annotation, biological process: proteolysis; DNA integration. The transcript has 7 exons.
UCAAGUUUCGUCCAUCAUGUCUGUGAGUGCAGAACAGAAGGAUUAUGUGAAAGCACCUUUAGAUUUUGAUCUAGAAGAUUCUCCCCUACCACAGCAGUGGAAAGACAGCCUUCGUUCAAAACUGGCCACCCGAGAGGGAGUGUUCUCCAGAGCAGAGAUGGACGUGGGGUGUUCUAAAAGUGCCACCAAUGCUAUAAGACUUGCUGAUCCUACUCCCUUCAGAGAAAGGUCAAGAAGAAUACCCCCUCGAGAUGUGGAAGAUGUCCGGGACAUACUCCAACAGAUGGAAGGAGCAGGCAUCAUCACAGAGUCCCGGAGCCCCUAUGCCUCACCUAUUGUGGUAGUGAGGAAAAAGAAUGGUUCCGUUCGGCUAUGUGUGGACUACCGUACUCUGAACAAGAGAACUGUGCCAGAUCAGUACACUUUGCCCCGAAUAGAGGAUCUUCUGAACGCCCUAUCUGGCAGCCAGUGGUUCAGUGUGCUUGACUUGAGGUCUGGAUAUUAUCAGGUACCUAUGAAGAAGGAGGAUCAGGAAAAGACAGCUUUCAUCUGCCCCUUGGGGUUCUUCCAGUUUACCAGAAUGCCACAGGGAAUCACAGGAGCUCCUGCUACUUUUCAGAGGCUGAUGGAGAAAACUGUGGGGGAUAUGAAUCCCAAAGAGUGUUUAGUGUAUCUAGAUGACCUAAUUGUUUUCGGGAAGACACCAGAGGAGCAUGAACAAAGAUUGCUAAAGGUGUUGGAUCGACUGCAAGCUGAAGGCUUGAAGCUAUCAGUGGACAAAUGCCGAUUUGCCCAGAACUCUGUCACUUAUGUGGGGCACAUAGUCUCCGCUGAAGGAGUAGCCACAGAUCCUGCUAAAAUUGAAGCAGUGUUGAAUUGGCCAAGACCAAAUAACAUCAGUGAGUUGCGGUCCUUUCUCGGAUUCUGUGGUUACUACCGAAGGUUCGUGAAAGACUACUCAAAGAUUGCUCGAGAGUUACAUGACCUGCUGAAGAUUACCUCUGACGUAAAGGGUGUUAAGGCACCAUAUCCUAAAGACCCCUUUGGAGAGAAAUGGACUUCAGGAUGUGAAGAUGCCUUUCUGACACUGAAGAAGAGACUUACAGAAGCUCCUGUCUUAGCCUAUGCAGACCCUGAGAAACCAUAUAUCCUCCAUGUGGAUGCCAGCAUGGAAGGCCUAGGGGGUGUACUGCACCAAAGUUAUCCAGAAGGAUUGAGGCCGGUGGCUUACAUAAGUAGAAGUCUUACAGGUGCUGAGAAAAACUAUCCAGUCCAUAAAUUGGAAUUUCUGGCACUCAAGUGGGCCAUCGUGGAUAAGCUGCAUGACUAUUUGUAUGGAGCAACAUUCGAAGUAAGGACUGACAACAAUCCACUUACCUACAUCCAGACUACAGCUAAGCUGGAUGCCACAGGACAUAGGUGGUUGGCUGCCUUGUCAAGCUACAGUUUCCGCCUGAAGUACAAGCCUGGGCCCAAGAAUAUCAGCGCAGAUGCCCUGUCCCGCAGACCUAGACUCCCUCCUCACCAAGAAGAAGAGUAUCAAGAAGAAUUUGCCGAGCUAAGGGGGAUAGACUCCAUUAGCCACUCUCCAGAAGCUGUGCCUGAGGUGUUCCAUGCUCCAGUCAUGCUUCAACAGUGGCCCAGUAUAACCACAGAAGACAAGAGGAAGGCUCAAGCGCAGGACUGGUAUAUUGGGAUAGUUAUCAGAGCAAUAAAGACUGAGAAUCCUAAAUUGCUGACUUCUCUACCUGUGAGUCAAAGAGAAUUAUACAGAAGAGAAUGGAGCCGACUACAUCUCGAAGAUGGAGUACUCUAUAGGGUCGUGAAGUAUCAUGAUCACCCCGAUAGAAAACAAUUGGUACUACCGCACAGAUACCGUGGCAUGGUCCUGAGAGCUCUCCACGAUCAACAUGGGCAUCUCGGGGUGGACAAGACCUAUGGCCUAGUACAAGAUCGGUUCUAUUGGCCUCGCAUGAGGGAACAUGUCGAGCAACAUGUAAAGACAUGCAUGAGGUGUAUCCAGAGGAAGACCCUGCCUGUGAGAGCUGCCCCUAUGGGUCAUCUGAAAAGUGCGGGACCCAUGGAUCUUGUGUGCAUGGACUAUCUCUGCAUUGAGAACGAUACAGCGGGAAUUGGAAAUGUGCUGGUGGUAACGGACCAUUUCACCAGAUAUGCUCAAGCCUUCCCCACUAAAGAUCAAAAGGCUGUGACUGUAGCCAAAGUCCUUUGGCAGAAGUAUUUUAUUCACUAUGGAUUACCCAAUCGGAUACACUCUGAUCAAGGUAGAGACUUUGAGAGUAAGUUGAUCAAGGAGCUGUUGGGCAUGUUGCAGGUGCAGAAGUCCAGAACCACACCUUAUCAUCCGGAGGGUGAUGCACAGCCAGAACGGUUCAAUAGGACCCUCCUAGAUAUGCUAGGGACUCUCAAGCAAGUCGAGAAGCGGUCUUGGAGUAAACAUGUGGAAGCCAUGGUCCACGCAUACAACUGUACAAGGCAUGAAUCUACAGGGUUCUCACCCUAUUUCCUAAUGUUCGGAAGAGAAGCUCGAUUGCCGAUAGAUGUCCGUUUGGGAGUGUCUCCUGAUGGAACAGAUUCAACUUCACACUUUCAAUAUGUGAGGAACCUCAAACAAAACCUUCAUCGGGCCUAUGAGUUGGCCACCCAAGCAGCAGCAAAAAUGGAAGAACGGAACAAAAGAAGAUAUGAUGCUAAGGUGAGAUAUCGGGAGAUUCAAGCAGGGGAUAAAGUUCUUCUCCGGAAUCUAGGUGUGCCUGGAAAACACAAACUGGCUGACAGAUGGAAGGAUACCCUGUUUGAGGUUGUGUCCAAACUGGACGGACUACCAGUGUACAACAUUAGGGGCCCGGAGGGCCGAAUAAAGGCUUGGCAUAGAAACCAUCUGCUUCCAGUUGUGUAUGCUGAUGAAGAGGAAGAGAGUAGUGAAGAACUGGAGGAAAACCCUACAGAGAGUCCUAGAAAUGGGGCAGAGGAGACCCCGGGGACUCCCAGUGCAGAGGAUCAGUGGUGGUCAUCACCCGCUGAAGAAACACAGCAAUUGCCUCCUUUAACUCCUGUGGUUUCACAAAGUCCCGGAACCUCUCCUGGGUCACUAAGUUCUCCAAGGUUGAAUCCAGAAAGUCCAUGUUUUGUGCCUGGAACUUCCCUUAGAGACUCUACUUCGAGGGCAGGAGUCGAAGUUCCACAGUUGAUGUCCCAAGAUCCUCUCCCCCCAGCGAGAACUGAGACACAGCACCAGAAAAUUCGACUGGGAAUAGAAAUGGCAACCGUCAGGGAUAUCCUGCAGGAUUCUGAAGGCCAAACUUACAUGUUAAUAUAUUGUCAUACGGACUUGGGAGACCACGAGAUGCCUACCAACAUUCAUUUAUAUGGAGCCCCGGAUGAAGGAUGCUCCUUAGUGUACGCUCUCCUUGAUAAGAAAGAAAGGGCCUCACUGCAACAACCCUUUAAAUUAGAACGGAAAGAUUAUGUCACAGAAAAUUAUUCUAAGCUCCUGACCCCCAUCUCUGGAAAGGCUGGAGCCAUUCAUAAACAAGCUGCCCAUCCUCCUAGAGGGCAGGGGAUGAUUACUCCUAAAGUAGAAUCUCAUCCACCUACAGCAUUACUGAAACCAGACAACCCUGAAGUACACACCCUGCCUACAGGAGGUAGUGAUGUAUCGGACAUACUACAGAAACUCUCAGAAGCCAUAGUGACGGCAAACCACACCCAUAGUUACCGCAAACUAAAGGUGUUUUCUGGGAAUCAGCCUGUUCCUGCAGGAGAAGAACCUUUUGAGGUCUGGAAGGAUAAUGCUAUGCAGUUGUUGGAGGAAUGGUCUUGUACGGAUACCAUAAAGAAACAGCGGUUGGUGGAGAGUCUUCGUUUUCCCGCUACAGACAUGAUAAGACUGUACAAGGGAGUAAAUGGGCAAGCUACUGUGCACGACUAUCUACAAGUUUUACAGGAUGCUUAUGGGAAAUCAGAAGAUUUGGAUGAUCUGUUGGUUAAGUUCCUAGCCACUAAGCAGAAGGAGCAUGAAAAAGCCACUGACUAUAUCAACCGGUUACAACUAUCGCUUGGAAAGUUAUUCCAUAAAGGAGCAGUCACUGCCCCUGAGUUGGAUGCUCGGCUAUCUAAGCAAAUUCAGAGAGGUGGUUUGACCAAUAAUCCAGUUAUGAUUCUGCUGAGAGCCAAAUUGGAUGAUAAAGUUCUGCCUUAUUCCACAUUAAUAAAUACAGCUAGGAGAAUGGAAGACCAGACGUGUCCACCCCUACAGAAGGAGAAAGAGGAUACAGAACUGUCAGCUCUUAGGAAGAAGGUGGCUGAAUUGGAGCUCUUAUGCAAAUCACCACCAAAGAGAGCAGUUUUUCCCCCUGGAAGUGGGGGGCAACACAGGAAGACUCAGAAAAAGCUGUUUCCUGAGGAUUCACCCCGCCGAGGGGACUGCUUUAAAUGUGGAAAGUCAGGGCAUUUUCAGCGGGAGUGCCCUGCGAAUUCCAUGGAGGUGCAUGUGGAGGUGCUGGCAACCGAGCUCGAGGAGACUCAAAUGACCAGGUCUUACAAGCGAAGGAAGACCCGGCCUACACAUAGUCUAUCUGUAGGGGCCAAGAUUGGGCCUAAAUCUUUGAUACACGUACAAGUGGAAGGAAUUCAUGCUUCAGCAUUGCUAGAUACAGGUUCUCAAGUCACCAUUAUCUACAGAGACUUCUAUGAACGUCAUUUGAAACACAUUCCUAUGGAACCUGCAGGAGAGUUUCAGCUAUGGGGCGUUGGGUCACAAGCUCAACCUGUGGAGGGAUGCAUAAAAGUGACCAUAACUAUUCCCCAGUUAAAUACCGGGAUGAUAUGUCCUAUGGAGCUGGAAGCUUUGAUAUGCCCUGCAGCCAAGAAAGUGUGUGCCCCAAUAAUAUUGGGUACUAAUGCAAAGAUGGUACAAGAUGUAUUCAGGGCCUAUCUGACAGAAGUGGGAGAUGUCUCCCUAGACCGACUUAUGGAGGUCAGCCCUGUCCUAGGAAAAGAGUGUCGACGACUAGCCCUUGAAACAAAACCAGGGUUGUGCCACUAUUCAGGAACAGAACCUGCAUUUGUGAAGCCUGGUGAGACUAAAACCUUACGAGCCAUAGCCUCAAUGCACCAUGAAAUGUUGGGGGGAACUGGACAAUACCUUAUUGAGUCUCUGCCUGAAGAGGAUCAGAAGAAGGGGUGGACUCUCAUACCUGAGAUAAAAGAUUGGCGAAAAAGGUGGUGUCGGAGCUUUCCUGUGAUGGUACAGAAUUUAACCCCCACGGAAAUCCGGAUUGAUCGUCAUCAAACGAUUGGUGCAAUACACCUUUUAGAUCAAGUUUCGUCCAUCAUGUCUGUGAGUGCAGAACAGAAGGAUUAUGUGAAAGCACCUUUAGAUUUUGAUCUAGAAGAUUCUCCACUACCACAGCAGUGGAAAGACAGCCUUCGUUCAAAACUGGCCACCCGAGAGGGAGUGUUCUCCAGAGCAGAGAUGGACGUGGGAGAAAGGUCAAGAAGAAUACCCCCUCGAGAUGUGGAAGAUGUCCGGGACAUACUCCAACAGAUGGAAGGAGCAGGCAUCAUCACAGAGUCCCGGAGCCCCUAUGCCUCACCUAUUGUGGUAGUGAGGAAAAAGAAUGGUUCAGUUCGGCUAUGUGUGGACUACCGUACUCUGAACAAGAGAACUGUGCCAGAUCAGUACACUUUGCCCCGAAUAGAGGAUCUUCUGAACGCCCUAUCUGGCAGCCAGUGGUUCAGUGUGCUUGACUUGAGGUCUGGAUAUUAUCAGGUACCUAUGAAGAAGGAGGAUCAGGAAAAGACAGCUUUCAUCUGCCCCUUGGGGUUCUUCCAGUUUACCAGAAUGCCACAGGGAAUCACAGGAGCUCCUACUACUUUUCAGAGGCUGAUGGAGAAAACUGUGGGGGAUAUGAAUCCCAAAGAGUGUUUAGUGUAUCUAGAUGACCUAAUUGUUUUCGGGAAGACACCAGAGGAGCAUGAACAAAGAUUGCUAAAGGUGUUGGAUCGACUGCAAGCUGAAGGCCUGAAGCUAUCAGUGGACAAAUGCCGAUUUGCCCAGAACUCUGUCACUUAUGUGGGGCACAUAGUCUCCGCUGAAGGAGUAGCCACAGAUCCUGCUAAAAUUGAAGCAGUGUUGAAUUGGCCAAGACCAAAUAACAUCAGUGAGUUGCGGUCCUUUCUCGGAUUCUGUGGUUACUACCGAAGGUUCGUGAAAGACUACUCAAAGAUUGCUCGAGAGUUACAUGACCUGCUGAAGAUUACCUCUGACGUAAAGGGUGUUAAGGCACCAUAUCCUAAAGACCCCUUUGGAGAGAAAUGGACUUCAGGAUGUGAAGAUGCCUUUCUGACACUGAAGAAGAGACUUACAGAAGCUCCUGUCUUAGCCUAUGCAGACCCUGAGAAACCAUAUAUCCUCCAUGUGGAUGCCAGCAUGGAAGGCCUAGGGGGUGUACUGCACCAAAGUUAUCCAGAAGGAUUGAGGCCGGUGGCUUACAUAAGUAGAAGUCUUACAGGUGCUGAGAAAAACUAUCCAGUCCAUAAAUUGGAAUUUCUGGCACUCAAGUGGGCCAUCGUGGAUAAGCUGCAUGACUAUUUGUAUGGAGCAACAUUCGAAGUAAGGACUGACAACAAUCCACUUACCUACAUCCAGACUACAGCUAAGCUGGAUGCCACUGAUCAAGGUAGAGACUUUGAGAGUAAGUUGAUCAAGGAGCUGUUGGGCAUGUUGCAGGUGCAGAAGUCCAGAACCACACCUUAUCAUCCGGAGGGUGAUGCACAGCCAGAACGGUUCAAUAGGACCCUCCUAGAUAUGCUAGGGACUCUCAAGCAAGUCGAGAAGUGGUCUUGGAGUAAACAUGUGGAAGCCAUGGUCCACGCAUACAACUGUACAAGGCAUGAAUCUACAGGGUUCUCACCCUAUUUCCUAAUGUUCGGAAGAGAAGCUCGAUUGCCGAUAGAUGUCCGUUUGGGAGUGUCUCCUGAUGGAACAGAUUCAACUUCACACUUUCAAUAUGUGAGGAACCUCAAACAAAACCUUCAUCGGGCCUAUGAGUUGGCCACCCAAGCAGCAGCAAAAAUGGAAGAACGGAACAAAAGAAGAUAUGAUGCUAAGGUGAGAUAUCAGGAGAUUCAAGCAGGGGAUAAAGUUCUUCUCCGGAAUCUAGGUGUGCCUGGAAAACACAAACUGGCUGACAGAUGGAAGGAUACCCUGUUUGAGGUUGUGUCCAAACUGAACGGACUACCAGUGUAUAACAUUAGGGGCCCGGAGGGCCUAAUAAAGGCUUGGCAUAGAAACCAUCUGCUUCCAGUUGUGUAUGCUGAUGAAGAGGAAGAGAGUAGUGAAGAACUGGAGGAAAACCCUACAGAGAGUCCUAGAAAUGGGGCAGAAGAGACCCCGGGGACUCCCAGUGCAGAGGAUCAGUGGUGGUCAUCACCCGCUGAAGAAACACAGCAAUUGCCUCCUUUAACUCCUGUGGUUUCACAAAGUCCCGGAACCUCUCCUGGGUCACUAAGUUCUCCAAGGUUGAAUCCAGAAAGUCCAUGUUUUGUGCCUGGAACUUCCCUUAGAGACUCUACUUCGAGGGCAGGAGUCGAAGUUCCACAGUUGAUGUCCCAAGAUCCUCUCCCCCAGCGAGAACUGAGACACAGCACCAGAGUGCGGCAACCCCCUAGGACCCUAGUUUAUGACAAUAUAGGAGAGCCCAGUUAUGCCCCGCUGACACAAGCCGCAUCUAAAAUGGCCAUUUUCCUACAUGCACUAGCUGAAGUGAGCGGAGAUUUCAGAAUCAUUCAAAGCGCAAUAGAAUUUUGGACAAAUUCAAAGUGGUACGUUUUCAAAAGAGAAUUGUUUUCCUUCAUCAGAAUCAGCAUUGUGUAUGACUUGGAUCAAGGUAGGCAAUGUUUUUGA